AUGUCUGGCACGUUUCAAUCUAGGGAGGAGGAAGGACAGUGGAAAGAAGAGCAGAAGUUAGAAGCCCAUAGUGAUUGGGUACGUGAUGUAGCAUGGGCGCCCUCUAUAGGCUUACCACACAGCACAAUAGCUAGCUGUUCACAGGAUGGUAGAGUCAUUAUAUGGACUAGUGACGAUAGUACUGGUAGUAUGUGGACGCCAAAGAUUCUUCAUAAAUUUAAUGAUGUUGUAUGGCAUGUUAGCUGGUCAAUUACUGGUAAUAUACUUGCAGUGUCAGGUGGAGAUAACAAA
Messenger RNA from Saccoglossus kowalevskii, 291 nucleotides. RefSeq names its product protein SEC13 homolog. Lineage: Eukaryota; Metazoa; Hemichordata; Enteropneusta; Harrimaniidae. Gene Ontology annotation, molecular function: structural molecule activity; protein binding. The record is from RefSeq and is a predicted model, not a curated record. Gene Ontology annotation, cellular component: nuclear pore outer ring; COPII vesicle coat. Gene Ontology annotation, biological process: protein import into nucleus; positive regulation of TOR signaling; COPII-coated vesicle budding.